AUGGAUCUCUCGUCUCUCACCGGCAAGAAGGGCGCCUCGUCCGCCGAGCUCAAGGAGGCCUUCAAGGCACAGACGUCGCAGGAGCUGGCGCAGAGCAGUGCGCAGGCCCUCUUCACCAAGGCCACGGAGAAGUGCUUUGCCAAGUGCGUGCCCGCGCCCGGCACCAGCCUCUCGUCCAAGGAGCAGGCGUGCACGGAGCGCUGCGUCGAGCGCUACUUCGAGGCAUUCAACCUCGUCUCCAACGCAUACGCCCGCCGCGUCGCAGCCAUGCGGGAAGCCGGGCCCGACGCGCUCGCCUAAUUACACGAUGCAGAAGGGAUAUCAUUGGUCGGCCGUGUCUCGUGCGCGCUGGCUCAGAACAUGCGUCGUCGCUUGCCAGUGCCCGGCGCGCCGCCCUUGGCCACGGCGCCCGGAGCCUGUGCGCCGGGGCGCUCCAGGCGCUCCUUGUGCGCCGCAAAGGCAGCUGCCAGAUGCGAGGGCUGCAGUGCACCC
Tilletiopsis washingtonensis is the source of this 492-nucleotide messenger RNA. RefSeq lists its product as hypothetical. The coding region runs from base 1 to 300 and encodes 99 amino acids. The record is from RefSeq and is a predicted model, not a curated record. NCBI's taxonomy places the organism in Eukaryota, Fungi, Basidiomycota, Exobasidiomycetes, Entylomatales. The transcript is spliced from 3 exons.